UGUAUCAGUUGUACAACUGUGUACCUGUUAUUAAUGCCGGCUCUGUAGUGCCUGUAGAUGUAAAUCAGUGUCCCCUCCAGGGAUUUCUGUCUUUAUAUUAAAUGAACUGGAUCACGUUCCUCCUCCUUUUAUCCCUAUUUUCUCUUUGUCCUUUCUUUUCGUUCCUUCCUCCCUAGGCCAGGUGCCAAAAAUGCUGGAGAGGCAGUAUCUCAGCUAUCAGCUUAAAUUGUCAAACUGGCAUCCACCUCUUUCAUUUCAGGGAGCACUGUGAUUGAAAUUCCUUUUAUUUUAGGCAGUGGUAGUAUUUUAAACUCACAACUAUCUAAAGAAUUGGCGAUAAUGCUGCACUGCUUUGCUGUGAAGGGGUGGUUACAGACCAAGUGAGGAAAUGUUUGCAUAAAUACUAUGUAGGCAGAUUCCCACCUAGAAAAAGCCGCUGUUUCUGCCAAAAUAUUCAGAAUCUCUCUGGCAUCCACCACAAGACAAUUGUCAGACUUUAUUGGUCUGAUUAGAAAAGGCUUUUGCUUUCAUUUGGUGCCAGCAUAUUUCCCUGACAGUGAUGUGAGAGGUGACCAGAUGUGUUUGUUGACCAUGGAGAUGCCUACGCAGGGAAUCUCUUCCCUUUUUCUUCAGCAGAGCUUUCCUAAGCUUUGGAAAAGUCCUAGAGGACCCAGAGUGAAGCACAGUCUUUGAGAGGAUGAUUCAGCCCAUCCUGAGAUAAGCAUGAAGACAGAUAAUGUGCAUUGCCUUUGGGAAGCACCCCUCUUCUCACUGACUGUGGAAAUGGUACCAGGAUUUCCACCAUAUACAUGUUUCAGUGCCAUGCUCUUUCAGGCAAGGAAAGAGUGAAGUGCUGGAAAUGACAUGAAUUUCUGUAGCCAUGUGGUCAAUUUCCCUACCAAAGUGGAAGAAUCAGACUGGAUGUAAGUGACAAUCACCAAAUCGGUCUUGGAAGUUGGAUGGCCAGAAUGGGCUUCCACUGCAGCUUUUUGCAUGAAAUCAAAGGCGGAAGAGAAAAUCAGAUUUCGUAUUUGAAAAUAUCAAAACUAGCAUUGGCUUUUGCAAUUAUCCACUCAAAACCACCAGGGAAGAGUUCCAAAGAAUACACAGAGUACCUUGCCAGAACUGUAUCCGAACAAGAUUUUGGAUGGAAAUGGAAAGUGGAAGUGCUGGAAGCUGAAGUUCUUCGAUUACAACAGGAACUUCUUUUGAACAGGAUCUCUCCAAGAUUCUGCUUGGAAAAUAGAAAACAGGAUACCUCUGCAGAAACUCUUCUGGGUCAGGAAUCUAUAAAUCCUACAAGUUACUCGAGCCAGCUAGAAGACUCUGGAUGUGAUGUCUAUAAUGACUCUGCAUUUGAUUCUUUAGGCAUAGCUUCAGAUUUUCACCAAUCUGAGCAUAAUUUCAACACUUCUAAACAUUGGUUGGAAAGAGUUCCUCCCCUGAAUCUUUGCCAUACUAGCAAGGAGCAAUCUCUGACUGCUCCAGUGCAUUUUUUGCAACGUUUGCUUGAAAUAAGAAAACUGUCAGAAAGAGGAGUUCUUCAAGCAGACUUCUCAGAGCUUGAGAAUGAUUCUUUCACCAUAUGCAAUUCAGUGUCUCAGUUGCUUGAUGGACUGACUUUUUUUUACAACAGCCCUAAAUUCCCAGCUCCAGGUUUCCUUACUGAAGGGGUUUGUGUUUUGCUCAGUUUAAUAACUGAUACGAAAUUAUCAAAUCAUGUUUUGAAGAAGUGUUUCAAGAAGAUAGAAGAAUUUAAGAAAAAUCUAAUUCAAGUUAUUUUAGGAAAUAGGAGUGUCAAUAGGUUUCAGGCACUGCAUUCUGUAUCACAAACGCUGGGUUUGCUAGGAGGGAACAACAUACUAAGAAAUUCUUUAAUACCCCUUCUCCUAUCGGGAGUCCGUCAGUUUGCUGAGCAGUUGUUGCAGGCUCACCAGGCCCAGUCUGUGUAUGACAUUGCCCAGUAUGAAAAUAUUUUUCUUUUGUGCAUGAUUCUGGAACAACUUCUUCAAAAUGAGACAGAAGAAAGUACCAUUUCAAGCUCAGACUAUGGAAGAGAAGAAAAAAUCAAAUUUUUGAAGAAUCUUGAUCAAGUUAUUCUUCAGCUCUCAGAUGAAUUCCCUUUGUUUUCUUUAUAUUUGUGGAGAGUGAGUGUUCUUUUGAACUCAGGUCAAAUGCAAAUUGAUUAAAACAAGCAGCCUACUUUUUAACUAUGCAUUUCUUGUGGGAUUGCGCUGGAAAAUUUUUGAGCUAGACAGUGAUAUUAUCCUUAUUGAAAAACAUGUACUUUAUACUACUAUUCUAUACAGCAGUUGCAGAAAUAAUGCAAUUUAUUUCCAAUUCUGAAUAUAGAAAAAAAUGUAAUAAUCCAUGUGCCAUUUUCAAUAAAUGCUAUUUCUUGUAAUAGAAAAGAGUGUUUUGGUGUUUGUCCACACAGUGAAAAUGGAACAAAGUUGUUUCAGGAGCUGUUUGAAAUAAACACUAUGAAUUUUAAUGUACAGUCAUAGUAUGUGUGUAGAGCUUCCAAGCUAGGAGACUAAGGCCUCUCCUUUAAGAGUUGUGUAGUUUCUCUAUGACUUUGAGACAGUGUCUGGUUGGUUGAAAUAAAAAUGGUAAUUUUAAACUUGAUAACUUCUCAGUAAAAAAUCUUACAGGACAGACUUCGUUACUGAUAAUCAAAUGAGUCAUUACUUGAGCAAAAUAAAACCUGGUGCUCAGUUUCACAAAUUUCUUAAAUUCAUUUUAUGCUGCUUGGCUUUACUUGUGUAUGCACAAGUUUAGGUACAACAGGCCUAAUUCACUCUGAGCUGAGUAAUGAUUUCAGAGAAGUGUAACUCAUUUAAUAGUUAUUUUAAACCUUUCUGUUAAAAAUUAAUGAAUAUUUCUAAAAUCCCUCUUGAUAUAUUUACAUAAUAUCUGAUAUUUAAUGGGAUUUUUUUCUGUGUGAUGGUAUUAUAUACAUAGUAAUAAUUAAAGUAACAUAUUUUAGCAGAAAUUGGCUUAAAAGGUCUUUAAAGUGUGAACUCAACAAUAUCUUAACUGAACCAUAGUCUUUGAUAAAUCUAAUGGAUAACUAUUAUAAUGAAUUGCUCUGUUUUUCUGUUAGAUAAACAAGAUUUUAGUUUUAUUAUGUCUCCUAGAAGUGUAUAUUCACUAUAAAUGCAAAACAUUUUGAGCAUUAGUCCUUGUCCUUCCCCUUGAACUUGUCAAUCAAUUUUUAUGUCAGGAAAAUUGUCUGAAACACCGGUAUAUUGUUAAUUUGAAUGCAUUUAUUUUGUAAUAAACCUCUUCUCUUUAUAUAUAUGUAAAAUACAUUGAUAUUUAAAAAGCUUUGAUGGUGAAUUGGCUCCCCAGAGAGUGUUUCUUAGUUAAGACACUGGCCCCCAUUCUUAUUCUUAAACUUCCUAUUUGACAUUAUAUGGUAAUCUUUUUUUAAUGCUUUCUUCUAGCUAACUUUCUUCCAACAGAAAUGCUUGAUUUGCUAAACAAGCAUUUCUGACUAGUCACAUGAGAAAAAUCAGAUAAGUUUAGCCAAACUAAAGAAAACAAGUCAGUGUGUAAGUUUGGUAGCCACUCAGGAACUGUGCCAUUUCUGUUGCUGCUUGAUUCUUUGUUUGUUUCAUUCAGGUGGAGGAUCAGUUCUUCCUUCUCCCUCCACAGCACUGAAAGCCUGAUUGCAAAAACAAAAAGGAAAGGAAUAAACAAAAUGCACAAUUAUCUAACUGAUAUAAUAAUUUUAAUUUUUUCAAAAAAGCUUCAUUCAAAUAUAGUAAGUAACCAAAAGACACAAAAUGCAGAAGGAUACUGACAUCUUUAUAAUGGCAAAAUGUGUAGUUUCAAGCCUGUUAUUUGAAAAAAAAGUUUCAACCCUAGAUUGCAUACCAAAUUUGUUCAUUGAUUGGCAAAAAGUAUUUUUGUUGUUAGUAGUGUAACUCAGGCAAAAAAGGGACACAUAUUUUCUUCUUAUUCAUAGCACUUUCUCACCAGCAAGCUCUCUAGGCCACUAAAAAAGCAAUGGAUAUUUUGGGAGAUUUAUUCAUCCUUGGUGAAUUUUGAAAUGACUGCUCACUUGAGACAUGAUUUUUGAAAUAUGUUUUUUCACAGCAUACAGAAAGAGAAGGUUUUGUAUCCAGAGAUGACACAACUACAUGGUACUUAGACUCUGACAGGGAUUUGGAACCGUUGCACCGCUUUGAAGUUGUUGAGGCAGAUUGAGAGUUCCCCUUGCAGUGCCAUUGCAGCAAUCCAGGCACAUACACACAUCUCUCUGCAAAAGUGCUGUAAACUGCUCAGCUGGGCCCUCCUUAUCUGCUUAGUGCAGAGUUAAAUAGGGCAGCUUUGGUGUGCACAAUAACCCCUGUGAUCAGGAUACUUGCUAGAUUGUUGUCUCUUGUUUCUUGGAGAUUUUUCACUAAGAGGGGACUUGCGUCAAGAUGAAAAUGCGCAAAGGUAGACUUGUACUUUUACAUGUCUCCAUGUGGUUGAGAUAUCUAAUCUAUGAAACAAAGUGUUUUGGUCUGGAGAUCUAGCUGUUACCCCAAAGGACUGCAGAUCUUCUCUAAGUCUUGUGUCACAUUUCCUCUCUUCAUGUAGAUGCCUCUGAUACCUUGAAGCAUCUUUAGUGGCCCUGUCACUUGAAAGUGUCUGUUUAAAGAACCAAACAGUGAUAAUAGCAUGAGCUUAGAUAUGGAACUCACCACUACAAACAUGCAUUUAGGUGUCUUAAACUGAAAACUAAACCCCCACAUUUGUGAUACCUUAUAUGUUUUAGUAGGAAAUCCUAAGUUUAAAUCCCUGCUCUUCAGAUAAUUUCUGCUCUUAUCCAAUGACUAUCAGAUUUAAUUUGAGUAAACACCACUGUCUUUAGUUUUGAAAUUACCAGGAUGACUGAGAUAGUUCCCAGAGGAUUUGCAACUGGGUUACAAGAAACCUGCCUGCAGGUUUAAACAAAGUCUUCAAGUACUUAGUAGGUUUGACCAUGUCCAAGUUUUACCUGUCUGGCUUCCAGAGAGAAAUACCAAAUCCAGAGAAAGUGCUCUUUCCUGAGUGUAGGCUAUUGUCUCAAAAGAGCAAUCUCAAGGUCUGAUGUGCUGAGCCUAACAUCUCAUAGACUUAAAGAGGAAACACUGAAAAUAAUUUGUUCUGACCUGUCAUUGUUCUCUGGAGUGUUUUACAUUAUUUACCCUUGGAAUUUUAAAAUGAACAGUUCAAGGAGGUUUCUUUUGUAUUGCACAUCUCUUUUUCUGUAAAUACAUGUACUUUAGAUGUUGGCAAAAUGCAAGUGUUCUGCAAAUGUAAAUUGUUCAGCCUUAUAAAAACAAAUGUAUAUAUAAGCACACACAGUUAAAUUAUAUAUUUAUGUGGUUGAAUUACCAAUGCUUAUUUAUUAGUAGCCUAAUAACAGUUUAUGAUUUUAUAAUUUGUUGUUCUGCCACAUUCGUAGCUUUCUGGGUGACUGACUUUCAUGCCUGUCUCUAUCUGUUAAAAAGAAUUUUGUGGUAGAGUGUCUCAUUUUACUAAAAUAGAAAAAUUAUGAGAAAAAGAAAAUAAAUUUUUAUUCUACUGCUUCUUCA
Molecule: messenger RNA, 5573 nt
Organism: Zonotrichia albicollis (white-throated sparrow)
Lineage: Eukaryota; Metazoa; Chordata; Aves; Passeriformes; Passerellidae
Gene: MEI4
Product: meiotic double-stranded break formation protein 4
Biological process (GO): DNA recombination; meiotic DNA double-strand break formation; oogenesis
Cellular component (GO): lateral element
Source: RefSeq, a predicted model, not a curated record